CCAGGUUUCCUGAAGGCUGUAAGCAGAGUUGGCCGCUGUUCUUUGCCGGAACCAUCAUUUGCUGCUGACACCCUCACCCCCUCCUUUCCAGUCCUUCCCCCUAUUCCCACACUCCAAUGACUUCUCUGUGCAAGGAUGAGGAAGAGUUUGACUUCAGCUUUCUCUUUGAGUUUAACCAGCGCGACGCUGCCUGCAAUGCUGCCGGAGGAGAAGCCUACAAUUUUGCGUCUCCACACAUAAAAGUCACUCCAUCAUCAGGUGUGGUGAAUCCUUCCAUGCCUAUAUCAUGCCAUGGCUUACAGACGUCUAGUCCAAGCCAUUCUACACUGUUGUCAACACAUGGAAUGAUGGGAUAUGGGGGCAACAUUGACGGUGGUGCUUCAGGUUACUACUUAACCCCAAAUGUAAGACCAAAUGGUGCUGGAGCCCUUGAGAGUCCGAGGAUAGAAAUUACACCUUAUCCUGGAAUGCAAGUUGCCCAUAAUCAGUUUGCUGGCGAAACUGAAAUUGAUGGAAUUGAAAAUGGUUCAGGCUGUAAGCGUUCCAAUUCAUUAGUUACCCUGUCUCUCCCCAAUCCAGAUGCCUACAGAGAUCCCUCAUGCUUAAGUCCAGCAAGUAGUCUUUCAUCUCGAAGUUGUCAUUCAGAAGCAUCUGAGUCCAGUUAUUCUAUUACUUACGAGGGCUCACCUCUCGCCUCUCCUUGGCAAUCACCGUGUGUCUCGCCCAAAGGCUCCACCCAUGAGGAAGGAUUCCCUCGAGGGCAGGCGGCAUGCACCUUAUGGAAUUCACCCAGGCAUUCCCCAGGCACUUCGCCAAGAACUAGCAUCACUGAGGAGAACUGGUUGAGCCCACGGCCCACCUCAAGACCAUCGUCAAGGCCACAAUCCCCAUGUGGCAAAAGAAGGCACUCAUUCAAUGGUGGGUACUAUCGACAGCCUUCUUGCUCACCGCAUCAUUCUCGCACGCCAUCACCACAGGCCUCUCCUCGAGUAAGCGUUACUGAGGAAACAUGGUUGGGGAGUGGGAACCAGUACAACUCUGCUAUACUUGCUGCCAUCACUGCCCUCACCACUGACACUUGCAUGGAUAUCAACGACAGUAUACCAGUCAAGUCUCCAAGAAGAACUAUACAAGACCAAACCCCUUCCAUGUCUCUCAAACCAGAGCCAGGGAAUGACGAUCAAAGAGACUAUUCACCUUCCAUAGAUUCAUUGCAAGAAGAAUUUCCAGGAUCUCGUCUUCCUGUCAAAAAAGAAGCUUUCUGUGACCAGUAUUUAUCAGUUCCUCAACAUCCCUAUCCAUGGACAAAGCCAAAAUCUGUCUCAUCAUCAUCAUCUUUUGCCAGCUCUGCUUUGCCUGCCCUUGACUGGCAGUUGCCAUCCCAUUCUGGACCGUACGAGCUGGAGAUUGAAGUACAGCCCAAGUCCCAUCAUAGAGCACACUACGAGACGGAGGGCAGUCGUGGAGCUGUAAAGGCGUCUGGCAGCGGACACCCAGUUGUGCAGCUUCAUGGCUACAUGGAAAGUGAACCCCUCACACUGCAGCUGUUCAUUGGGACAGCAGACGACCGCCUGUUGAGACCACAUGCCUUCUACCAAGUCCAUCGGAUCACUGGCAAGACGGUUUCUACAACCAGCCAUGAAAGCAUCAUCAGCAACACCAAGGUUCUGGAGAUCCCUCUACUGCCAGAAAAUAACAUGAGAGCAAACAUUGAUUGUGCUGGGAUACUGAAGCUUCGAAAUUCUGACAUUGAACUGAGGAAAGGUGAGACUGACAUUGGAAGGAAGAAUACAAGAGUACGGCUGGUCUUCCGUGUGCACAUUCCACAACCCAAUGGUAGAACGAUCUCUCUGCAGGUUUCAUCCAAUCCCAUUGAGUGCUCCCAAAGGUCUGCCCAGGAGUUGCCGCUGAUUGAAAAGCAAAGCAUUGACAGGUUUCCUGUGACUGGCGGAAAGAUGAUGAUUUUAAAUGGCCACAACUUUCUUGCAGAGUCAAAGGUCAUUUUUGUGGAAAAAGCAGCAGAUGGACAUCAUUUAUGGGAGACUGAAGCAAAGACGGACAAGGAGUUCUUUAAACCUAGUACACUUAUUGUUGAAAUUCCGCCCUAUCGGAACCAGCACAUUACCUGCCCUGUCCAAGUGUAUUUCUAUGUCUGCAAUGGGAAAAGGAAGAGGAGCCAAAGCCAGCGCUUUUCCUAUCUACCAGCUAAUGUUCCCGUUAUAAAAACAGAACCUGCCGAUGACUAUGAAGCACCCUUAAUCUAUGGAUCACUCAAUCAAGGGAUGAGUCCCUUGUCCCAGCCCUACUACCCUCAACCAGUCAUGGCUCCCGAGAUAACACAGGAUCCCAGUUCCUGCCUUGUAAGUAGUUUCUCCUCUUGUCAACAGAGAAACGCUGGGUUGUCAUCCUCCCCUACAUCAAUUCAUAAACAGCAUGACAUUACAUCUGCCCCCUAUGCAAAAUGCACCAGCAGUACAGCCAGUACCCAGCUUGGUCACCAGCAAUCUCGAACAGUGCCCGCUCUUCCAGAAAUGCACAGGUCGGUUGUUGUCCAUCCAACUUCGCCCACUCACUCUGCACACGUCCUGAUGCAGCCCCCAAUGAGUCAGCACCUCAACAGCAGCUGUUCCCAUGGCUUCCAGCAUGCCCUGUAUCCCAACAAUCUUUCUCCUCAAGGCCCUUCUGCUUCACCAGAGGUGACUUACGUGCAGCCCUUCAGUCCAACUAAUUCUGCAGCAAGAGGACAACAACAGCAAGCUCAAAAGUCUCCAAGGAAUGGAGCUCAAUCUAGUCCAUCAAUGAUGCCACCAGUCCCAGGGGAGAACAGCCAGGAGUUGACUCCUUUGCAAGUUACAGUGAAGCAAGAGCCUCAAGAACUGGACCAGUUGUACCUGGAUGAUGUAAAUGAAAUCAUACGCAAUGAUCUCUCAAGUGCCUCUGUUCAUGGACAUUCAUAGUUAAAAGCAGCGUCAAGACAAUGGAGAGAAAGAAGAUGGUCCAUUUUGGGCAUCAGGAUAUCGACCAUGUGAAGAUCACGGGCUACGCUGCCUCAAAGAAAAUUCACUAGAUGUAGAAAUCAAGCUUUUAUUUCUCUUUUCUAGAAAUAAUUCACUUCAGGUAACAGGAUGUAAACUGUUUACUCGUUUGUAAUGACGCAAGGAUGUCAGCUGAUGACUAGCCAACAUUCCCAGUGAACUAUCAUUUGGAUGAAUUCUCAGUUCCACCACAAACUGUCUUCCUGGAUCAUUCCCAAGUAAAAAUGUGUAAAGAAUUCCAAAGAAUCAAUAUUGUUGCAAAGGAAUAAUGCAGUCAAAAUGAUCAAUUUGGGUGUUUGGAAGUCCGCAAGUAAAA
Molecule: messenger RNA, 3351 nt
Organism: Hypanus sabinus (Atlantic stingray)
Lineage: Eukaryota; Metazoa; Chordata; Chondrichthyes; Myliobatiformes; Dasyatidae
Gene: nfatc1
Product: nuclear factor of activated T cells 1
Exons: 10
Coding region: 117-2957 (946 amino acids)
Biological process (GO): cytokine production; regulation of transcription by RNA polymerase II; calcineurin-NFAT signaling cascade
Cellular component (GO): transcription regulator complex
Molecular function (GO): RNA polymerase II cis-regulatory region sequence-specific DNA binding; DNA-binding transcription factor activity, RNA polymerase II-specific; transcription factor binding
Source: RefSeq, a predicted model, not a curated record